ACCGAUCUAACAGACCUGGAGCCAGCGAGACUCAGAGGAAAGGACUUAAUCAGGUUUAUGUGUACUAAAGGUAGGAGUAGCAAUAGAUUAGAUACAGCAUCUUUCUGUUUUGGUGUGUUGUUUAUUGAAUUUCAGGAAAAAUCACAUUACUUUUCUAACCAAGUUUGGAGGUAAUAUAUGAAAUUGAGUAUUAAGCAGAUAAGUGGACUUGGUCAAAAAGGCUGGGGCUGCAGUUUGAGAGUAUCGGUUUGAUGCACAUGGAUAGAAUUAACUUUAAUGCGUAUCGUGAGAAGAAAAUUUCUGGUUUUAGGACGCGAUGAGAGCAACUUGGUUCUCGAUUUCUGAGACCAAAGCCGAAACGCAUUCGGAGGCGAGCUAACGGGAGUUCUGCUUUAUGCUUUUGUGCUGCAUCUUUGGGUUGACUCGAUGGGGAUUUGGGGUGAAAUAGGCACGAGCGUGCUUUUAAAAAGGACCGUUGUGGCUGAACCGUGUUUGUUGUGGAGGCUCUCACUGCGCUUGGUGGUUAAAUAGCCAGCAGCCCGGAACUGUGGGAGCAUACAGCUGGAGUGCUUCUGAAAGAUAGAAAUCACUUAUGUGUUUAGAAACUUUUGUACCUGGGAGAAUAGCCUGACUGGUUUCCUCUUUUCUUUCUCGCCUGUAGCAUUUGCAAUCUUUUAUUCCGGCGUAACAAUAAUUAUUUGAAGGAGUUUUUGUAUUUGCGACUAAUUUAGAACUUGUAGAUUUGAGCUGCCUGAAUUGGCCAGACAGCUGUAAUCGCACUCCUCUAUUCUUAAUCUCUUUAUCUGGGCAGCAGCUGCCAUAUGGCCACAGUCAGCUGGAUCAGAUGUUUAUAAGCUUCCUUCUUCGUCCCUCUCUGUCCUUUCAGCCUCCUAAUUUGAUCACAGCUACCUUGUGAGCUGCCCUCCAAUCUUUAUUUUUAGCCCUCUUAAGGAUUAGGAUUGAUGUUGGCUGUGGGGCACUUAAAGUGAUUGUAUUGUAAAUCUUCGUGCUUUACUCUAGCGGUGGUAUUUUACAGAAUAUAGCCGGGGUUGUGCUGUAAGUUUCAGCACAUCUCGCUUUGCCGGGGAUGGGCAUUUUUCAGCAAUAUCUGCCAGCCCAGGGAGCCACGGUCUGUUUGGAUGGUUUGGAAGAGCGUUGCCAGCAGUCACAGAAGAAUAGGUUGAGACAGGCUUUUAGGAGAUUUUACUUUCUGUUUGAAUUCUGACUUCUCUACUUCUUUAAAGUUUGGCUCGUUGGGUUUUUUGUGUGUGUGUGUUGGGUUUUUUUUUGUUUGUUUUUUUGGUUUUUGUUUUGGUUUUGGUUUUUGGUGUUUUUUUUUGUUUUUUGUUUUUUUUGUAUCAUCAGACAGGGUGAAUAGAAAAAGCCUUGGGUUAUGAAGACAGCAUGGAGUUUCCUGACCACAGUAGACAUUUGCUACAGUGUCUGAGUGAGCAGAGACAUCAGGGGUUUCUUUGUGAUUGCACUGUUCUGGUAGGAGAUGCCCAGUUCCGAGCGCACAGAGCUGUACUGGCUUCAUGCAGCAUGUAUUUCCACCUCUUUUACAAGGACCAGCUGGACAAAAGAGACAUUGUUCAUCUGAACAGCGACAUUGUUACAGCCCCAGCUUUCGCUCUCCUGCUUGAAUUCAUGUACGAAGGAAAACUCCAGUUCAAAGACUUGCCCAUUGAAGACGUGCUAGCAGCUGCCAGUUAUCUCCACAUGUAUGACAUUGUCAAAGUCUGCAAAAAGAAGCUGAAAGAGAAAGCAACCACGGAGGCAGACAGCACAAAAAAGGAGGAAGACGCCUCAAGUUGUUCAGACAAAGUGGAAAGCCUCUCCGACGGCAGCAGCCACAUGCCAGGAGACUUGCCCAGCGAUGAAGACGAAGGAGAAGAUGAAAAAUUGAACAUCCUGCCUAGCAAAAGAGACUUGGCGGCCGAGCCUGGGAACAUGUGGAUGAGAUUGCCCUCAGACUCAGCAGGCAUUCCCCAGACUGGCGGAGAGGCAGAGACACACGCAACAGCAGCUGGAAAAACAGUAGCCAGCCCCUGCAGUUCAACAGAGUCUUUGUCCCAGAGGUCUGUCACCUCCGUGAGGGAUUCAGCAGAUGUUGACUGCGUGCUGGACCUGUCUGUCAAGUCCAGCCUUUCAGGAGUUGAAAAUUUGAACAGUUCUUAUUUCUCUUCGCAGGACAUGCUUAGAAGCAGCCUGGUUCAGGUGAAGGUGGAGAAAGAGGCUUCCUGUGAUGAGAGUGAUGUUGGCACUAAUGACUAUGAUAUGGAACAUAGCACUGUGAAAGAAAGUGUGAGCACUAAUAACAGGGUACCGUACGAGCCGGCCCAUCUGGCUCCGAUGAGGGAAGAUUCGGUCUUGAGGGAGCUAGAUAGAGAGGACAAGGCAAGUGAUGACGAAAUGAUAACUCCAGAGAACGAGCGAGUCCAGGUGGAAGGAAACAUGGACAGCAGCUUGCUCCCUUACGUGUCAAACAUACUUAGCCCCGCUGGCCAAAUUUUUAUGUGUCCUCUGUGCAACAAAGUCUUUCCCAGUCCCCACAUUCUGCAGAUCCAUUUAAGCACGCACUUUCGAGAGCAGGACGGGAUCCGCAGCAAGCCUGCUACCGAUGUCAAUGUCCCCACCUGCUCGCUGUGUGGUAAGACUUUUUCUUGCAUGUACACCUUGAAACGUCACGAGAGGACUCAUUCAGGUGAAAAGCCCUACACUUGCACCCAGUGUGGGAAGAGCUUCCAGUACUCCCACAACCUGAGCCGCCACGCAGUGGUUCACACGCGGGAGAAGCCACACGCUUGUAAGUGGUGUGAGCGCAGGUUCACGCAGUCCGGAGACCUUUACAGACACAUUCGGAAGUUUCACUGUGAGUUGGUGAACUCAUUGUCUGUCAAAAGCGAAGCACUGAGCUUACCUACUGUCAGAGACUGGACCUUAGAAGAUAGCUCACAAGAACUUUGGAAAUAAAAUUUUUAUAUAUAUAAAUAAUAUAUAUAUAAAUCUAUAUAGUUGUGGUACAGUCUAAAAGCAAUCUUGUUUCCUUGAACUGAAAGUUUGGCUAUUAGCUUGUUUUUGCACUUUAAGGCAGCAUGAAUAUUUCACUAAUUUAGCACUCUGAUAAAACGGAACUUUAGAGAUAACAUGGCGAAGUAAUAAGCAUCGGAGCGUAUUUUUUCCCCUUGUUUUGGACUAGAAGCCAGCGGAUACUGUAAUUUUAAAGAAUCUCCAAUUUGAAAAUGUUGACAUGGCUUUGUUCUCCCCAGAACGCUGCGUUAUUUUGAGCUCUAGAUAAUUUUCCUUUCAAAAUCUGAAUGUAGAAAUCCUUUCCCAAUCGUAUCAGUUCCUUUACAUUUUUUUCUAAUUGCAUGAGUCCUUUCUAGCUGUUGGAAACCUGAAUGCUUUUAGACCCAAAUGGAAAAUUUCUGAAAUGCUGGAUUAUCUAUUUUUAAACAAGCGGUUGACUUAAAACUUAUUAUGGCAACUUCUGGAUUUCUGACAGUUCCCACUGGAAAAAAACAAAACAAAACAAAACAAAAAAACCAACAACAACAAAAAAAAAAAACCACAAAACAAAAACCCUGAGAGUACACUGGGAUCACUGGGACUCUGUCUUAUGUGAAGGUUUGCUUGGGAUGAAAAAGGAUAUUGCAGCUUCAGCAGUGAUGAACUGUGUGUUUAAAAAAUGUGAAUUACUGUUAUUGUAUACUGUAAUUGAUUACAUGGGCCGGGGGGAGGUAUCAAAGAACUUGGCAGGUUGUGUUGAUGCUCUUAGUUGAGUCUUGAAAAGUAAAUAUUAACGCUACAGAAAUGCAUGAGUUUCAGUAUAUUUUUGUCUUUGUUUGCAUUGUAUAACUUUAAUGAGUGAGUUUAAAAUUAUUUAAUUUCCUUAGGAAAAAGCACCGUUGAAAAUGCCGGUGUUAUGAAGAACGUAAAUGCACUGUUUUUAUUUUAUAUAAUUUAAAUUUUCCUUCCCACUGUCUUUCAGUUGAGAAAAACUUAAGCUACGAGUUGACAAUUUAGCUACGUAACAAGGAAAAUAUGAAUGUUUACAAACAGGCUUAAAGAUUUGCAUGUGCAGUGUGCAUUCAUUAAAAGAAAACCUUCUAAUUGCACAAACCCCACGCCAGCUCCAACUUUAGGUGCAUACAUUUACCCAGAUGAGCAUUUUUAGGAUUCCUGCUGUACACAUCCACAAUAGGUCAUUCUUUUUCCCCCCUUGAAAAGGGUCUGUGGACUGAAAAAGCCCCGGGCUGAAAGGACUGGAAAGCCCUGAUUGACGGGGGAGGGGGGGGGGGCCGGGGGAGGGUAGAGGGCUCUGUGUAUCCAAGCAGCAGAGACUGCAGCCUGACGUGUGGUUUUAAUGACCAACACGCAGGUCAAAAGCAUUUUGCACAGUGUUUGUUUUCCUGUCUUGCACUUACAAAUAAGGUCUAUGGGAGUAGCAUGGAAAACGUUUGCUGUUUUUCCUUUUUUUUUUCUGCUUUUGUUUAAAAUUUGAUCGCCUUAACUACUGUAAACAUAGCCUAUUUUUGUGCUUAAGAUACUGAAUGGAAAACUCCAUUGUGUAUUGCUGGACUGUUUUGGAAAUAUUUGGUCAAAUGUGUGUUAAUUUGGCUGUAAUGGCAUUUAAAACAAAACAAAAAAAAAGCUGUGAAAAUGGCCUUGGAGCGUUAUCUUUAGUUACUUGAAUAGUUUCUAGGUUUAAAAAUACAUUCUUUUAUUAAUUUAGAGAAGACAAUCAGUGUCUGAGAAAAAAAAAAUGGACUUUCUCUUGGAUUUUUUUGUGGUCCUUGUGAGUGAUUGCUUUUUUCCUUUUAUUAGUUUCACAUUCUUCUUUUGUUCUAAAACUUAGACUGACAUCUAGCUUUGACAAUCAUAGUAUGUUUUAUUUUCCUGAGGGGGGAAUAACUUAUAAUGCUGUUUAGUUUUGUACUAUUGGUGUGUUGGUGAAUUUUUAAACUGUGUGCUAACUGCAAUAAAUUAUAUGAACUGAGAAAUCAA
This is a messenger RNA of Gallus gallus (chicken), 5007 nucleotides long. It is a transcript of the gene ZBTB18, whose product is annotated as zinc finger and BTB domain containing 18. NCBI's taxonomy places the organism in Eukaryota, Metazoa, Chordata, Aves, Galliformes, Phasianidae. Gene Ontology annotation, molecular function: RNA polymerase II cis-regulatory region sequence-specific DNA binding; protein binding; DNA-binding transcription factor activity, RNA polymerase II-specific. The transcript has 2 exons. Gene Ontology annotation, cellular component: nucleus. Gene Ontology annotation, biological process: regulation of transcription by RNA polymerase II. The coding region runs from base 1405 to 2973 and encodes 522 amino acids. The record is from RefSeq and is a predicted model, not a curated record.